Spirodela intermedia is the source of this 450-nucleotide messenger RNA. Lineage: Eukaryota; Viridiplantae; Streptophyta; Magnoliopsida; Alismatales; Araceae. The record is from the annotation of a GenBank genome assembly.
AUGUUGAGCCCAGCAGGCAGCGGCAGCGGCGAAAGCCGGGAGCCAGUAAACGAGCAGAUGAUCAUCAACAUGUAUAACACCUUACGCUCGGAGAUCAACCAGCUCCAUGCAAAGAUCACAGAGCUGGAGAUGGAGGUGAGCGAGCACUCCCUGGUGAUUGGGGCCAUCGAACCACUGGACCCUGCCAGGCGGUGCUACCGCAUGAUCGGUGGCGUGCUCGUUGAGAGGACAGUCAAGGAGGUCCUCCCGGCGGUCCGGCGGAACAGGGAGGGCCUCGAGGAGGUGGUUUCUCGGCUUAAUGAAGCCCUCGAGAGGAAGAAGAAGGAGAUCCAGGAGUUUGAAGUGAAACACAAGAUCAAGAUCCGGAGAUCAGAAGCCGAAAAAAAGGAUGAUGAUGCACCCAAGGAGGGCUCUGCCCAGGGUGUUCUUGUGGGCCCUGCCGGGGUUUGA